GCUACCGCACAACUCGGUUUGUUUGAUUUUCAUCCAUUUUCUUUUUGUCUGGAUGAGUGAAAAAUGGGCAUAGCUGUGAACAAAAAGUGAUCGAAAUUGUGAAGUUCUUCCGGGUAUGUGACAGAUUUGGUGUUUUUCUUACGGUACCGAUUGCAAGUGCGUGAUAGUGGAAGCUUAUGUUACAGCAAAAGAAAGAAGAAAAUUUAUUCAAAUUAGGAGAAAAAUGUUUCUACACUAGUUUUUUCUGCUUUUCGAUUGUUGCAUGUGUGAGUGUAAUUAACGGCAUUUUAUCUUCAGAAAUAAAGUUCAACAGUGAAACAGGAGAAGCGGAGAAAGAGUUAAGAAGAGCUGAAGUAAAGAAAGUCAAGAUACCUGAAGAAAGUUUCGACAGGGAGAAGGGAAUAAGAAGAAUACGAAGAAGUUCGGAAGUAGUUGCUGGAAAAGUUUAAGCUGAAUGAGGUGAUCACAACAUUUAACUACAUUUCAAUCGUGCUGAUGGAUUACUAAGAGAUAAUUGGAUUACAUCCGCAUAUACGUGCGUAUUCCAGUGGUACAAAAAGCUCGCGGAAUUCAACCUAGUUUUGGACGUGGAUCCCAGUCACCCUUGAUCGUGUUUCAUCGCUCCGUGAGUUCCCCACCUGCGUGAACGCGGAACAUCGCUGGGACCGUGCGCACUCAUCUACUCAAUCGAUUAAAUCGAAAGUCAAUGUGGCGACAAGAUGGUUAUCGUUACACGGGGUGACUACAUAUGGAUCGAGCCCGUGUCCGGACGUGAAUUCGAUGUGGCCAUCGGGGCUCGGGUCGUAUCGGCCGAGGGACGGCGCAUUCAGGUGCGCGAUGACGACGGAAACGAGCUAUGGCUUACGCCCGAGCGGCGCAUCAAAGCCAUGCACGCCUCGUCUGUCCAGGGUGUGGAAGAUAUGAUCUCCCUCGGUGACCUGCAUGAAGCUGGCAUCUUGCGGAAUCUGCUCAUCCGCUACAAUGAUAAUUUGAUCUAUACGUACACCGGAUCCAUCCUGGUAGCGGUCAAUCCUUACCAGAUUCUACCUAUCUACACCGCAGAUCAAAUUAAACUGUACAAGGAGCGCAAGAUUGGUGAACUGCCACCGCACAUCUUUGCCAUAGGGGACAACUCCUACGCAAACAUGCGACGCUAUGGCCAAGAUCAGUGCAUUGUCAUCUCGGGAGAAUCCGGAGCUGGUAAAACGGAAAGUACAAAGCUUAUUCUCCAAUAUCUGGCGGCCAUCAGCGGGAAGCACUCAUGGAUAGAGCAGCAAAUUCUCGAAGCAAAUCCCAUCCUGGAAGCGUUCGGCAACGCAAAAACAGUGAGGAAUGACAAUUCCUCUCGCUUCGGAAAGUACAUAGACAUUCACUUCAACAACUCCGGGGUAAUCGAGGGUGCUGAGAUUGAGCAGUAUCUGUUGGAAAAGUCUCGAAUAGUAUCGCAGAAUGCGGAUGAGCGGAAUUACCACAUCUUCUACUGUUUGCUAGCUGGGUUGUCCACGGAUGAGAAACGCAAACUGAACCUUGGUCAUGCUUCCGACUUUCGUUACUUGACAGGAGGAGGUUGCAUCAGAUGUGACGGGAGGAACGAUGCUGCUGAAUUCGCGGAUAUUCGUUCAGCAAUGAAGGUGCUCUGUUUUUCAGAUCACGAAAUAUGGGAAAUUUUGAAAUUGUUGGCCGCCCUUCUUCACACGGGAAACAUCACAUAUCGAGCAACGGUGAUUGACAACCUGGAUGCAACCGAAAUCCCGGAGCACAUCAACGUGGAACGAGUUGCUAGUCUGUUGGAGGUUCCAUUUCAGCCGUUUAUAGAUGCACUGACUCGAAAGACCUUAUUUGCCCAUGGUGAAACGGUAGUGUCCACUCUUUCUCGAGAUCAAUCUAUGGAUGUGCGGGAUGCCUUUGUGAAAGGUAUCUAUGGGCGAUUGUUCGUACUCAUAGUGAAGAAAAUCAAUUCAGCAAUCUUCAAGCCAAAGUCAACUACCCGAAGUGCAAUUGGCGUACUGGAUAUCUUCGGUUUCGAAAACUUCAAGCACAAUAGCUUCGAGCAGUUCUGCAUAAACUUUGCCAACGAGAAUCUGCAACAGUUCUUCGUGCGACAUAUCUUCAAACUAGAACAGGAGGAAUACAAUCACGAAAGCAUCAACUGGCAACACAUCGAGUUCGUCGAUAAUCAAGACGCUCUGGAUCUCAUUGCCAUCAAGCAACUCAACAUUAUGGCCUUGAUCGAUGAGGAGUCCAAGUUCCCCAAGGGAACGGAUCAGACCAUGUUGGCCAAAUUGCACAAAACUCACGGAACUCACCGAAACUACCUGAAACCCAAGUCGGACAUCAAUACCAGCUUCGGUCUGAAUCACUUUGCCGGAGUCGUCUUCUACGACACCCGUGGCUUCUUGGAGAAGAACCGCGAUACAUUUAGUGCUGACCUGCUGCAACUCAUUUCAAGUUCAACCAACAGAUUCUUGCAAAUGGUAUUUGCCGAGGAUAUCGGCAUGGGCGCUGAGACUCGUAAGCGAACUCCGACUUUGUCGACUCAAUUCAAGAAGAGCUUGGAUUCGCUCAUGAAGACCCUGAGCUCGUGUCAACCGUUCUUCAUUCGAUGUAUCAAACCGAAUGAGCUAAAGAAGCCCAUGAUGUUUGAUCGAGCCCUGUGUUGUCGUCAGCUGCGUUACUCCGGUAUGAUGGAGACCAUUCGCAUUAGGCGAGCCGGAUAUCCAAUUCGACACAAGUUCAAAGACUUUGUUGAGCGGUACCGUUUUCUCAUCAGUGGUAUUCCACCGGCUCAUAGGACGGAUUGUCGUUUAGCUACAUCGAAGAUCUGUGCAUCGGUGCUGGGACGUUCUGACUACCAACUUGGUCACACGAAGGUGUUUCUGAAGGAUGCACAUGAUUUGUUCCUGGAACAGGAAAGAGAUCGUGUGCUGACAAGAAAGAUCCUUAUCCUACAGCGCUCAAUUCGUGGAUGGGUGUAUCGAAGACGCUUCCUAAGGAUGAGACAAGCGGCAAUCACUGUUCAGAAAUUCUGGAAGGGCUACGCACAACGACAGCGGUACAAGAAGAUGAGGAUCGGGUACAUGAGGUUGCAGGCGUUGAUUCGAUCGCGCGUGUUGAGCCAUCGUUUCCGUCAUCUGCGUGGACAUAUCGUUCGACUGCAAGCUAGAAUACGCGGGUACUUGGUGCGUCGGGAAUAUGGUCUGAAGAUGUGGGCCGUGAUCAAGAUUCAAUCACACGUGCGGAGAAUGAUUGCUAUGAAUAGGUAUCAGAAGUUGAAACUUGAGUACCGACGACAUCACGAGGCAUUGAGAUUACGCAGAAUGGAAGAAGAAGAGUUGAAGCAUCAAGGCAACAGACGUGCCAAGGAGAUUGCUGAACAGCACUACCGGGAUCGACUGAAUGAGAUUGAGAGAAAGGAGAUAGAGCAGGAAUUGGAAGAACGUCGCCAGGUCGAAGUCAAGAAGAACAUAAUCAAUGACGCGGCUAGAAAGGCGGAUGAACCGGUAGAUGAUAGCAAGUUGGUAGAAGCUAUGUUCGAUUUCCUGCCAGAUUCCAGUAGUGAAGCACCAACUCCGCAUGGUGGUCGUGAAACUUCUGUUUUUAAUGACCUACCGGUGAAUCAAAAUAAUCACGAAGAUAUUAUUGGACCAAUCCACACAAUUUCCGAAGACGAGGAAGACCUAUCGGAGUUCAAAUUCCAGAAAUUUGCUGCAACAUACUUCCAGGGCAACAUCACUCAUUUCUAUUCACGUAAGCCGUUGAAACAUCCACUCUUACCGUUGCACACACAAGGUGAUCAACUUGCCGCACAAGCUCUGUGGAUAACUAUUCUCCGGUUUACCGGAGAUCUUCCGGAACCACGAUAUCACACUAUGGAUCGCGACAAUACAUCAGUCAUGUCGAAAGUAACUGCCACGCUAGGACGAAACUUUAUUCGAAGUAAAGAAUUUCAGGAAGCUCAAAUGAUGGGUCUAGACCCGGAGCAAUUCCUUAAGCAAAAACCUCGAUCCAUCCGUCAUAAACUCGUAUCGUUAACGUUGAAGCGAAAAAAUAAACUGGGUGAAGACGUACGACGUCGUCUUCAAGACGAAGAGUACACCGCCGAUAGCUACCAGUCAUGGCUUGAAUCUCGACCGACCUCCAAUCUAGAAAAGCUACACUUCAUUAUAGGCCAUGGUAUUCUACGAGCGGAACUCCGGGACGAAAUCUACUGUCAAAUUUGCAAACAACUCACCAACAAUCCUUCGAAGUCUUCGCACGCUAGAGGCUGGAUCCUUCUGUCGCUCUGCGUAGGAUGCUUUGCUCCAUCGGAAAAAUUCGUCAACUACCUGCGUUCGUUCAUCCGAGAAGGUCCCCCCGGUUACGCUCCGUACUGUGAGGAACGCUUGAAGCGCACUUUCAACAACGGAACUCGAAAUCAACCGCCAUCGUGGUUAGAACUGCAGGCAACCAAGUCCAAGAAACCCAUCAUGCUUCCGAUCACCUUCAUGGAUGGUAACACGAAAACUCUGCUAGCCGAUUCAGCCACAACAGCUCGUGAACUGUGCAACCAAUUGUCCGACAAGAUCGCCCUUAAAGACCAGUUCGGGUUCUCGCUAUACAUUGCCUUGUUCGAUAAGGUGUCCUCUCUGGGAAGCGGAGGUGAUCACGUAAUGGAUGCAAUCUCACAGUGCGAACAAUAUGCCAAGGAGCAAGGUGCUCAAGAAAGGAACGCCCCGUGGCGGCUGUUUUUCCGGAAGGAAAUUUUCGCUCCGUGGCAUAAUCCCAUCGAGGAUCAGGUGGCUACGAAUCUGAUCUACCAGCAGGUGGUUCGUGGAGUUAAGUUUGGUGAAUAUCGGUGCGAUAAGGAGGAGGACUUGGCGAUGAUUGCUGCUCAGCAGUACUACAUCGAGUACAAUACGGACAUGUCGAUGGAUCGGUUGUAUACGCUUUUGCCGAACUUCAUUCCGGAUUACUGCCUGACGGGGAUCGAGAAGGCAAUCGACCGUUGGGCUGCCCUCGUGCUGCAAGCUUACAAGAAGAGCUACUACCUGAAGGACAAGGCAGCGGCCUUGAAGGUGAAGGAGGACGUGGUUAGCUACGCAAAGUAUAAGUGGCCACUGCUGUUUUCCCGAUUCUACGAGGCGUACAGAAACUCCGGUCCCAAUCUACCCAAGAACGACGUCAUCAUUGCUGUAAACUGGACCGGCGUCUACGUGGUCGAUGAUCAGGAACAGGUGCUGCUUGAAUUGUCCUUCCCGGAAAUCACUGCCGUAUCGAGCCAAAAGACGAACAAGGUGUUUACUCAAACCUUCUCCCUGUCAACGGUGCGCAAUGAGGAAUUCACCUUCCAAAGUCCAAACGCGGAAGAUAUCAGGGAUCUGGUGGUUUACUUCUUGGAAGGAUUGAAAAAACGCUCAAAAUUUGUGAUAGCACUGCAGGACUACAAAGCUCCUGGCGAAGGAACCAGCUUCCUGUCAUUUCUGAAGGGAGACCUGAUCAUCCUGGAAGAUGAAAGUACUGGCGAAAGUGUACUCAAUUCCGGUUGGUGUAUCGGAUGUUGCGAGCGUACCCAGGAGCGUGGAGACUUCCCAGCCGAAAUAGUCUACGUCCUGCCUUCGCUUACCAAACCCCCACCAGACAUCCUAGCACUGUUCAGUGUAGAAGACGCACAUCACGGCAAACGGUUGAACUCGAUCCACUCAAACGGUGGAACUGAGACGCGUGAACGACCGCACACCCUGGCCGACUAUUCGUUGGACCACUUUAGGCCACCCCCGAAACGCACCAUGUCCAAGGCACUCAGCACUCUCAGCUCGAAACGGGGAGGCGACGAGCUAUGGCGAUACUCGAGGGAACCUCUAAAGCAACCUCUACUAAAAAAGUUGUUGGCCAAGGAAGAAUUGGCUGAAGAGUCUUGUCUAGCAUUCAUCGCCAUCAUGAAGUACAUGGGAGAUUUGCCAUCGAAACGACCCCGAAUCGGCAACGAAGUCACCGACCACAUCUUCGACGGUCCGCUCAAACAUGAAAUCCUUCGAGAUGAAAUCUACUGUCAACUGAUGAAACAGUUGACCGACAACCGCAAUCGUAUGUCCGAGGAACGCGGUUGGGAACUGAUGUGGCUUUCAACCGGCCUGUUUGCCUGCAGUCAACAGCUUUUGAAGGAACUGACUGUCUUUCUUCGAACACGUCGCCAUCCCAUAUCCCAGGACUCACUCCACCGGCUGCAGAAGACCAUCCGGAAUGGUCAACGCAAGUACCCACCCCACCAGGUCGAAGUGGAAGCCAUCCAGCACAAAACUACCCAGAUAUUCCACAAGGUCUACUUCCCGGACGAUACGGAUGAAGCAUUCGAAGUUGACUCGUCAACCCGAGCGAAAGAUUUCUGCCAGAACAUUUCACAGCGACUGAAUCUGCGGUCCAGUGAAGGUUUUAGCUUGUUUGUAAAAAUAGCCGACAAGGUGAUAUCAGUGCCAGAAGGAGACUUCUUCUUCGACUUUGUGCGUCAUCUAACCGAUUGGAUCAAGAAGGCGCGACCGACGCGGGACGGGACGAAUCCACAGUUUACCUAUCAGGUGUUCUUCAUGAAGAAGCUGUGGACGAAUACGGUGCCCGGUAAGGACAAGAAUGCGGAUCUGAUAUUCCACUACCACCAAGAGCUGCCCAAGUUGCUGCGAGGCUAUCACAAGUGCUCGAAGGAGGAAGCCGUCAAACUGGCGGCUUUGGUAUAUCGGGUGCGAUUUGGGGAGAGCAAACAGGAACUGCAGGCGAUACCACAAAUGCUACGUGAACUGGUCCCAUCGGAUCUUAUAAAACUGCAAACAUCAAAUGACUGGAAACGAUCAAUUGUGGCAGCGUACAAUCAAGACGCUGGGAUGACUCCAGAAGAUGCUAAGGUCACCUUCCUCAAGAUAGUGUACAGAUGGCCCACAUUUGGCUCAGCAUUCUUCGAGGUGAAACAAACCACUGAACCCAACUAUCCGGAAAUGCUACUCAUUGCCAUCAACAAGCAUGGCGUCAGUCUGAUCCAUCCAAGCUCAAAGGACAUUCUGGUGACUCAUCCGUUCACCCGAAUUUCCAACUGGUCUUCCGGCAACACCUACUUCCACAUGACCAUCGGAAAUCUGGUCCGCGGAUCGAAGCUACUGUGCGAAACGUCGCUGGGAUACAAAAUGGACGAUCUGCUCACUUCGUACAUUUCCCUGAUGCUGACCAAUAUGAACAAACAGCGAACAAUUAGGAUUAAGUAGGAUGCGCCGGAAGCCCGAAGCAACGCAGCAACAGCACAGUAUAGCACAGUUGCUUAGACGAAGAUUGUAACAACUUUUUUGUUUGUUUUAAAAAUUAACGAUUCCUUCGUUAGUGGCUUAUGAAUAUUUAUUUUGUUUGAGCUUUGCUUUUUGUUUUAGCAUGCAAAGGCAUAAGAAUAUUUAAAUAGGAAUGUUAGAACCAAUUCAAUUCAAUCGACGGGAUGCUGUAGAAGAGAAUCCCAUUUUUUUCCCUGCGCUAAUAUUAAUGAUCAUUGGAGCAUGUUGAAUCACCAAACGAUGCCUUUUACUCACAUCAUUUGCCUUUCACUUUUUUGCGAACCUUAGUUUUGAGGUGUGCUCUUACAAUUCUGAUCUAUUUAACACAUUUAACAUUUUGUUCAACUCCUUGAAGCCAUUUUAGCUUACGACACUCGACAGCACCUAACCUUGCACACUCACACAGAACACCGAAAAUGCUUUUAUUUAUUCACCUUCAUUAGUUUCCCUUCCCCCCACAGAUUUGUAGAGUAAAUUUUGUGUUGGUCCCGCGUGGUCGGAAGUCUCAAGCUUAAUGUUAGUGGUUAGUUUUAAAACGGUGCAGCAAUAUUGGAAGAAUAUAGUCGUCAAAAUUUCAGCUCCUCUUAUGCCAACUGUGGUCGAUUGAAUGAAGAACAUUGCAAUGCAUCGUUUGAGUGGGUUUUGACUGGAUGAAUGUGGCGUUUGUGUAUUGCUGAAUUGCACAAAUAAUGAGUCCAUCGUUGUUAUGAUGUUUGGUAUAAGAGGAUCCCAGGUGUUUUGUUUUCUAAGAUAGGGUAAUAUAUUUUUGUAAUUUUAUUAGUAUUUUGUUAUGCAUACCUUCGUAACUAUUAUCUAUUAACGACCAAUCAUACAAUAAAUAAAACUUAUAAAGUGA
Molecule: messenger RNA, 8139 nt
Organism: Ochlerotatus camptorhynchus
Lineage: Eukaryota; Metazoa; Arthropoda; Insecta; Diptera; Culicidae
Gene: ck
Product: myosin-VIIa ck
Exons: 10
Coding region: 720-7226 (2168 amino acids)
Cellular component (GO): cytoskeleton; myosin complex
Molecular function (GO): cytoskeletal motor activity; protein binding; ATP binding
Source: RefSeq, a predicted model, not a curated record